Molecule: messenger RNA, 375 nt
Organism: Prunus armeniaca (apricot)
Lineage: Eukaryota; Viridiplantae; Streptophyta; Magnoliopsida; Rosales; Rosaceae
Source: the annotation of a GenBank genome assembly
AUGGGUAGGGAAAGUUCUGAUCCCACUGUGGUUAGUUCCUCCAUUGCUCUCUUACAAGAGAGGUUCAGACAGUUGCAGAAAGUGAAGGAGAGGAGGGAGGAGCAGCAGCUUCUGAAGAUGUUAUCUGAGACUGAUCAUCAUCAUCAAAGGGUUGGCUCAAUAAGGCAUUUUGAAUCCGAUAUGGCCAGGCCAAGCUCUCCUGCAGAUCACUCACUCUCUCUGGGACUUAAUUUGCAGACUAGACAAGUUGAUCAUUGUGCCAUGAAGACACAGCCUUCCACAAUCUCAUGGCCCAACAAUACAACAGCUGCCUCAGCAGCAAGUGCUUCAAAAAGUUUUGACAAUUCAGACCUUGACACCUCUCUUCAUCUGUAG